UAGAAGCUGUGCUCUGUUUAACAUUGAUCCUAAAGCCUGGAGGACCCUGGGCAACGAUGCCGAAGGUUUUGGAUACCAGGUCGUGCAGAGAUCAUCUGACUUGCUGGUCAGUGCUCCUCUUGAACAACACUCUCAGAACGAAAGAGGCCAAAUAUACAAGUGCUCCACCACUUCCUGCAGGCCACUUCCAGUUUCACCACCAGAAUUUGCAGUCAACAUGUCCCUUGGUUUGACGAUGACACGUGAUCCUGUGACACAAAACACAUUGGCUUGUGGACCAACCAUCCCCAAAGACUGUAGAAGUAUCACCAUGUACAACGGUGUUUGCUUUCAGAUAAAGGAGAAUGACAAUAUCCAAAGUCCAAUGCCCUCUGCUGCUCCUGAAUGUCAAACCCAAGCAGACAUUACAUUCCUGUUGGACGGCUCUGGCAGCGUAGAUAGCCAAGACUUUACUACAAUGAAGGAUUUUGUGAUGGCUCUGAUCAGAGAAUUCCAGAGUACAGAUACAAAGUUUGCCAUUGCCCAGUUCUCUGGAGAAUUUGAAAUCCAUUCUUACUUGAAUAAAUAUGAUGCUUCAAGGUGGCAAAGUGAAAUCCAAAGGAUCACACAACUUGGUGGAUGGACUCAUACAGGGACUGCGAUCAACCAUGUUGUCAGAGAGAUCUUCGAUAUAGGGGCAGGUUCAAGGACAGGUGUGAAGAAAGUUCUGAUCGUGGUUACAGAUGGACAAUCUAAUGGUGGUGAAAACUUGCAAACUGCUGUUAAUAACGCAGAAAGAAAAAAAAUUGUUCGGUUUGCAAUUGGGGUGGGUAAUGCGUUUUCUAAAAGCACAGCAAGAGGAGAACUGGAAACAAUUGCAUCUUCACCCCAAGCAAACCACAUCUUCCAAGUGCGAAACUUUGCAGCACUUGAAAAUAUAAGGCAGAGUUUGCAGGAGAAAAUCUUCUCUAUUGAAGGAUCUCAGUCCACUGGAGAGAAACUGAAAAAAGAGAUGUCUCAAGGCGGAUUCAGUGCAGCGUAUGCCCCUGAGGGAAUACAGAUGGGUGUUGUUGGUGCAAACACAUGGAGGGGAGGCUUUGAGAGUUACACAGCCAGCGGCCAGCACAGAUCUUCCUAUGAGCCCAACGAUAUGGCUGCCGACAGUUACCUUGGAUACUCAAUGGCGGUUGCUAAAACCAUCCGCGACUCACUGACCAUUGUUGGUGCUCCAAGAUAUGAACACAGAGGAGCUGUGAUGGUGAUUCGCAAAAACAGUCGUAUUCAAAUGAUUGACCCCUCCCAAUGGCAGUUUCAGAGUGGUGAAUAUUUUGGGGCGGAGGUUUGUGCGAUGGAUCUAGAUGGUGACACCUACACCGAUCUGAUUCUUAUAUCAGCCCCGAUGUACGUGGAAACUGACAGAGAGGGGAGAGUUUAUGUUUGCCGCUUAACUGAUUUGAAAGUGGACUGUCACUUAGAUUCUCCGUUAUUACUGCAAGGGGAUGCACCCAACAAAGGCAGGUUUGGGUCUUCUCUUGCCGUACUGCCUGAUCUAAAUAGAGACCGUCUCAAUGAUUUGGCUGUUGGAGCGCCUUUUGAAAAUGACAAUCAAGGCAGCAUCUACAUAUUCCAUGGUGAGAGGGGAUUAAGAGGAAUCAAUCCUGAGUCAUCACAGAGAAUUGCUGGCUCUGAGGUCCAGUCAGGGCUGAUGUUCUUUGGCAUGUCGAUCAGUCAGUCAUCUUUUGACCAAAGUGGGGACAACCUGCCAGACUUAGCGGUGGGGUCAAAGGGCAAAGUUGUUCUACUCAGAUCAAAGCCAAUAGUAAUGGUAGAAGCCACUGUGUCAUACUCCCCAAAACAAAUCACUCAAAACUCAGACUGUUCAGCACCAUUAAGAAUCACAGCUGUAAUCUGCUUUUCCAUGACCAGACACUCUACUGUCAACUCAGCUCAAGCAAUGAUCAACUAUACUGUCACACUGGAUUCUGCUCGCAAGGCACCACACAACCGAGCUUACUUCAGUGAAAAAAAAACAGAGGAUAGCAAAUCAAUUACUCUUGCUUUACAACGGAAGCAGUGUAACACCAUUGCCUUCUUUGUUGAGGCUUGCCCUGAAGAUGCUCUGAAUGAACUUCGUAAUGAACUGAAAUUCACCUUUGAAGGUUUGCCCUCUGUAAGUGGUCUCACACCAAGUCUGGCCCAGCAGGCUCAAACAAAAGAUGUUCAUGCUUUAGGGUUUGAGAUCAACUGCGGCGCUGAUGAAAAAUGUGUCGACAACUUGAAAGUGGAUUUCAACUUUACCAGAUCCUCAGAGGUCAAAGUUGGCAUUGAUGAACUGUUGGAUGUCACUGUCUCAGUGAAUAAUAUAGAGGAAGACUCCUACAACGCUCAUGCCAUUCUCACAUAUCCUGCUGGACUCUCAUACAGGAAGUUUACAAUUCUGCGGGGAAGAAUUGAGUGCAAUUCCUUGGACAGUGAAGACGGUUUAUCGCGUGGACAGACAGACUGCACUAUUGACCAGCCCAUCUUCAAAAGCCGCACUGAGGCUCUUUUCAUUGUCUCCUACGGGAUUGAAACCAAUAGUCAACUUGGCAACAAAAUUAAUGUCACUGCAAAUGCUACAAGUGGGAAUCAGGAUCACUCCACGUCAAGUGACCUCUACAAAAUGAAAGAGAUUGCUGUGAAGUACAGCAUUUUUGCAACAAUUGAUAGUUCUCUGAGCUACAACAAUUUCAGUUUUGGAAAGAACGAUCUGCAGAAACCAGUCCAGCAAUCCAUUGUGGUUAAUAAUGAUAACAGAGUUGUAAAUUACACUGUAGUGAUCAUGGUGCCUGUACAGCUCGGUGAUAAAGACAUCUGGGUGGAUUCCAGCAGUUUUGUGAUCCCAGAUUGCCAAAGACAUAAAGAUAAGGAACCUCAGGUCAAAGAUUUUGUCCCUCGAAUACAGAAGAAUAAGAUAGUGGACUGCUCUGUAGCCAGAUGUGGUGUGUUCAAGUGCAGUCAGUUAAUGGGAAGACUGGAGAAAAAAAAGUAUGAAAUCUCUGCCAACCUCAGCUCUGGAUGGAUAGAACAGAUAGGACUUGAAUCUGCCAAAUUCCAAGUGACCAGCACAGCUACUCUGGAUUACGACAAAAACCAGUACAUCUUCUUUUCAACAGGAUCUAGUAACAACCCGCCUGUUCGCAAGAUUGAGGCAGAGGUUGAGGUGUAUCCUGAACCUGACUUCACUAAAGAGAUUAUAGGAGGGUCUCUGGGAGGGUUGCUUCUACUGGCUUUACUCACUGCUGGCCUGGUUAAGGCAGGAUUUUUCAAGAGUAAAUUGCAGCAGAAGAUGGCUGAGAGCGCAGGAGAAGAAGGGGCUCCAGGUGCUGAUGGAGAUAUGGCCGCACCCGAAUAACACAGUUGAUGCCUCACAGACAUCACUUGUUUCCAGAUCCAGUGAGAUCAUAGCACACAGUGUAACAAUUACUGCUGAGGAGACAGCACAUAUACUGUUUGAACAUUUGCAGCUGUCGUUUCGGAUUAAUUGUACCUGGUAGCAUUCUUGGUCCUAAUACCAAAGAAAUCUGCUUUUAUAUUUCUGCAAAAUAGAUAUUUAAUUUAGUGUAUUUUUUUUACAUGGUGAAAAGGUCCAAACUGAUUGAGUCUUGCUCUCAUCACACACUGUUGUACUGUAAAACUGCUGAAUAAAUAUUAAUUUCUCACUUGCUAAAAAAGCCCGAUGUGAAUGCAUCUCAUACUGAAAAUAUGAAUGUCUUUGUUGAGUCUACCAAGGAACAUUGUCAAUACUAAUAAAUGCUUUUUUUUUAUAAAAAAACAAACCACUCUUUUUAUGCAUAAACAAUUUUUAUUAAUCACAAUAACCGACAGUUUGAGAGCAUUUAACUUCAUUUAUGAGUUAUUUUCACAGUUUUGUUGAAGGGAAGGCAGUGGUAUUAGGAAUAGUUUAACCAAAGUCACUGAGACAUAUACUGAAAGGUUUCCAUGUAUAAUUUAUAAAAAUAAAGCAUUGUAAUAUGAUAAAAUAUAAACUUGAAGUGUAACAUUCUAUCUGCUUAACCUGAGUACAUUAACUGCAUUAACAGAAUACAAAAGGAGCCUUGAGAAGAGUGUUAAAGUUGUUCCAAAACUUGACUUUAAGUGCAUUAAUAAACUUUUUCAGCUGUUCCCAUUGACAGCAAACCUAA
Messenger RNA from Notolabrus celidotus (New Zealand spotty), 4163 nucleotides. RefSeq names its product integrin alpha-M-like. Gene Ontology annotation, cellular component: integrin complex; external side of plasma membrane. Lineage: Eukaryota; Metazoa; Chordata; Actinopteri; Labriformes; Labridae. Gene Ontology annotation, molecular function: integrin binding. The record is from RefSeq and is a predicted model, not a curated record. Gene Ontology annotation, biological process: cell-cell adhesion; cell-matrix adhesion; integrin-mediated signaling pathway.